AUUACAGAUAUAAACGAGACUGUGUCUGAAAAGCCUUAAAACUACAAAUACCGACAUGCACUGGGUAUGCCCGCUGCGUUUGUCGCUUAGGUCACUUCCUCAAUAUCCCAGCUGCGCUUCCGGAAAGAAAACUACAGCGAAAAUGGCGUUGGCCAGUUUUUUGCCUGCUCCAACACAGUUAUCACAGGAUCAACUAGAGGCAGAAGAAAAGCUGAGAGCACAGAAAUCUCGUCAGACAGCUCUAGUAGCAUCGCGGCGUGAGCCACCUCCCUAUGGCCACAGGAAAGGAUGGAUUCCCAGAUCCCUUGAGGAUUUUGGGGAUGGAGGUGCUUUUCCAGAGAUACAUGUGGCACAAUACCCACUGGACAUGGGCCGCAAAAAGAAAAUGUCCAAUGCCUUGGCUGUGCAGGUGGAUGCAGAAGGCAAGAUAAAAUAUGAUUCUAUCGCUCGCCAGGGACAAUCCAAGGAUAAGGUUGUUUUCAGCAAGUACACAGACCUGUUACCUAAAGAGGUGAUGGAUGAAGAUGAUCCUGAACUACAAAGACCUGAUGAGGAAGCUAUUAAAGAGCUCACAGAGAAGACAAGACAGGCUCUGGAAAAAUCAGUUUCCCAGAAGAUUGCUGCAGCGAUGCCUGUACGAGCUGCAGAUAAACUGGCCCCCGCACAGUAUAUCAGGUACACACCCUCUCAACAGGGAGUGGCUUUUAACUCUGGUGCCAAGCAGAGGGUGAUUCGGAUGGUAGAGAUGCAAAAGGACCCCAUGGAGCCACCUCGAUUCAAAAGUAACAAGAAAAUUCCACAUGGACCUCCAUCUCCACCUGCACCAGUAAUGCAGUCCCCAAGCAGAAAGAUGACUGUCAAGGAACAGCAAGAGUGGAGAAUUCCCCCAUGUAUUUCUAACUGGAAGAAUGCCAAGGGUUAUACCAUCCCGUUAGACAAACGUUUGGCUGCUGAUGGCCGCGGGCUACAGACUGUCCAUAUCAAUGAGAACUUUGCUAAACUUGCAGAAGCAUUGUACAUUGCUGACAGAAAGGCUCGUGAAGCUGUGGAGAUGAGAGCCCAGGUGGAGCGUAAGAUGGCACAGAAGGAGAAAGAGAAAAAAGAGGAAAAACUUAGGGAAUUGGCACAGAUCGCAAGAGAACGCAGAGCUGGGAUCAAGUCCCAUACAGACAAAGAGGAUGGAGAAGCCAGAGAGAGGGAGGAAAUCCGACACGAGAGACGCAAAGAUCGGCAACAUGAACGGAACCUCUCUAGAGCAGCCCCAGACAAGAGGUCCAAACUUCAAAGGAAUGAAGAAAGGGAUAUCAGUGAACAGAUCGCGCUUGGAAUUCCUAAUCAGAGAGCAUCCAGUGAAAUCCAGUAUGACCAGCGACUUUUCAACCAAAGCCGGGGUAUGGACAGUGGCUUUGCAGGUGGAGAGGAUGAGGUAUAUAAUGUGUAUGACCAGCCAUGGUUAGGCAACAAAAAACUGGCUCAGAACAUCUACCGUCCGAGUAAGAAUACAGACAAUGAUGUUUAUGGUGACGACCUGGAUACAUUAGUGAAAACCAACAGGUUUGUUCCUGACAAGGACUUUUCUGGUGCAGAUCGCAGGCAGCGCCAUGAAGGGCCUGUGCAAUUUGAAGAGGAUCCUUUUGGUUUGGACAAGUUCUUGGAGGAGGCUAAACAGCAUGGAGGGUCUAAGCGUCCCUCUGACAGUGGUCGGGCUAAAGAUCAUGACCAUGAUAUGAAGAAGCGCAGGAAGGAGUGAAGUGGCACAAUUGUGCAUUCAUGUGACUGUUAAUGACUAGGUUCAGGAGUUAGGAAGACCAUAUGUACAUAUUUUUUAUUUUAUUUUUUAUUUUCGCAGUCCAGUCAAAUCUACUGCUGCAGGUAACUUGCACACUGUAACUAUUAUCAUAGUUAACCUGCGUUUUUACAGCCCAAUUAUGUCACUACUGCUGGUCCUUGCCAGGUUGCAGGAUAUUAUCUAUGGUCAAAUUAAGACUCUUCUAGGAAUCCAGUAGGCAUAUUUUUCCUGGCUCAUUUAGAAACAACCUGCUGAUAUUCUUGUUGGAUUAUAAACACAUUCAGAUAUUAAAACGUUAAUUAAAAAUGAUUCAAGUAGUAGUUUUGAUACGUUAUUUCUUCAGCUUUUUUUAACAUUGACUUUGAAUUAAAAAAAAAAAAAAGUGAAGCAGUGAAUAUAGUGAGCUGUAAUAUUCUUACAUCAGAUAAAUAUGCAGUAUUUUAGGUCUAUCUGGACAUUUUCUUUUUAUAUCCCCUACCAGUUUUGGGCAGAACAGCCUAAUAACGCAUUGACAAAGUUAGUUUCCCACUAAAGCAGGGUUGGGAAGGUGGUGUAAAAAAUACAAAUUUAUAUUUUUGUAGAUGACUAUUGGGUCUGUUGGGAUUAAUGUUGUCUGCAGCCAAAGAAGGACUUUUGCCCACACAUCCUUUGAUUAAUUUCUACAGUUACAAUUUAGAGGGAAAAAGAAAAUGACUCUAAUUUGCCAUUAUAUAACUGUUAAGCAACUGUGCUUGGGAAUUUUAGGAUAACAUCUUCACACCUUUACAUCUUUAAUUCAGAAUGGUAUUCUCCACAUAGAAGCAAAAUCCCUUUUUGGUUUUCAGUCUUUGUACAAAAAACCCUAGAGCCAUGCAAAGAAUGUUUUUACGUUGUGUUUAUUGACAUUUUAAUCCACCAUACAAUAAAAUUCCUUGUUCAGCUCUC
Molecule: messenger RNA, 2713 nt
Organism: Xenopus laevis (African clawed frog)
Lineage: Eukaryota; Metazoa; Chordata; Amphibia; Anura; Pipidae
Gene: snw1.L
Product: SNW domain containing 1 L homeolog
Exons: 14
Coding region: 56-1750 (564 amino acids)
Biological process (GO): mRNA splicing, via spliceosome
Cellular component (GO): spliceosomal complex; nucleus
Source: RefSeq, a predicted model, not a curated record